Messenger RNA from Cyphellophora europaea CBS 101466, 2190 nucleotides. RefSeq lists its product as uncharacterized. Bases 1 to 2190 code for a protein of 729 amino acids. Lineage: Eukaryota; Fungi; Ascomycota; Eurotiomycetes; Chaetothyriales; Cyphellophoraceae. The transcript has 2 exons. Gene Ontology annotation, cellular component: cytoplasm; nucleus; CCR4-NOT complex. The record is from RefSeq and is a predicted model, not a curated record. Gene Ontology annotation, biological process: nuclear-transcribed mRNA poly(A) tail shortening. Gene Ontology annotation, molecular function: protein binding; poly(A)-specific ribonuclease activity.
AUGGCCGAUGGUCCAUUGCGGUACCAACAGCCCGCACCCAAUUUGUUUUACAACGCUCAUAGCCCUCGGAACGCCUCACGAACAAACUCUCCUCGUAACCCCCGUCGACAUUUCGCCGAAUUCCCGUCUCCUACAGCCUCACCUUUGCAUGCGAUUGCUUCGCACGGACCCACCAUGUUCCACAAUGCUUAUCAAAACCACAAUAAUAUGAUGAAUGGGGCGCAGAGCCACCAGAGAUUUGGCAAUAUGCAAGUGCAUAAGCAGCACCAGCAGCACUAUGGACCUCAUGGUCCUAUGGGCCAUCACCAGCACCAGCACGGUCCGAUGCACCAACACAAUAUUUCUGGCGGCUUUAGUAAUGCGCAGCAUCACGUCCUCGGAUUCCAAGAUCAGAUGCAAAACGGAGGCGGCGACGCAAGCCCCGACGAUAUCGAGGAUAUGGACAACGACUACUGGAAAGAGCAACAGUCAUGCCUCCAAGAGUGCCGGGAAAUGCAUGGACCUAAUCAGCGUGCAAAGAAUGUCGCUCAUAAUGCGAAGGGCAUCAGCUACAUCGGCGCGGAUGACCCGAACUCAGAUCGGGCGAAAAAGGCUGGCACGACUACAGGCAGUAGGUCCGACUGGGAUGAAUUAGACCUCGGUGGUCAAGGUCUCCAUGCUCUCUCCCCAAUCUUGUUCAACGCAUACGGCUUCAUCAGACGCCUCAACUUGGGAUGGAACAAUCUGACUGUGCUUUCACCAACCAUCGGCCAACUUAAGCAACUCGAACAUCUUGAUGUGUCAUUCAACCAGCUAAGCGAGCUACCUCCGGAGAUCGGAAUGCUCUCCAGUCUCAAGCAAUUGCAUCUCUUCAACAACCGGAUACAGACCUUGCCUUACGAAGUUGGCUUUCUGUUCAAGCUGGAAAUGCUGGGCAUUGCCGGAAAUCCUCUUGAGUCUGGUCAGAAGGACAAAAUAACCGAGGGCGGCACGAAGGCUUUGGUCCAUCACCUAAGAGAAAGCAUGCCUGAACCUCCCCCGCCUCGCGAAAGAGUUUGGCACCAACUCGAUGAGUCCGCAGAAGAAUCGACAGACUCGGUCAAAGCACUCUCCUACAAUAUCCUUUGUGAACGCUACGCCACGCCCACGAUGUAUGGCUAUGUUCCGGAGAGAGUGCUCAGCUGGGCCUACCGGAAGACUCUCAUUCUGGACGAGAUUAGAGAGCAGAAUGCCGACAUUGUCUGCCUGCAGGAACUAGACAAGAAUUCGUACGAUGAGUGGUUCCGUGGCAAGCUCGCUGAGGUUGGCUACAAGGGAUACUUCGCGCAAAAGAGCCGAGCCGAAACGUUAGGCGAGAACGCGCGUUUCGUGGACGGAUGCGGUACCUUCUGGAAAGACAAGAAGUAUAUCCAGCUUCAUGCCGAUCACCUGGUUCUGGGCCGAAAGGCGGUUGAGCGACCAGGAGCGAAAGCCUCGGCAGAUAUGCUGAAUCGUGUGUGGCAGCGAGAUGACAUUGCGACUGUGGUUUUCCUCGAGAACCGCGUCACCGGCUCCAGGAUUAUCGUUGUGAACUCUCACAUCUUCUGGGAUCCCGCGUUCAAGGAUGUGAAGCUGAUUCAAGCAGCCGUCAUGAUGGAGGAAGUGUCGAAACUCGCCGAGCGGUAUGCCAAGUGGCCAGCGGUCACGAAUAAGCAGACUUUCCGCUUCGCUGAUGCCGACGACAGCGCUGAGCCUCCGCCAGAGAUGGGCCCCUCUCUCGAAUACACCAGUCCGGCUCAAAUCCCGAUGAUCCUCUGCGGUGACUGGAACUCCGGAGCCGAUUCGGCGGUGUAUGAUUUGUUCACUAAGAAGGGUCUUACGGCGCAGCACGACGAUCUGGCAGGGCGCGAUUAUGGCACAUUUUCGAAGAACGGCAUGUCACACGAGUUCUCAUUGAAGUCGGCGUACAGUGGCAUCGAAGACGAGAUGCCUUUCACCAACUACACACCCUCAUUCGCAGGUGUACUCGAUCACAUCUGGUUCUCGACCAACUCGCUUCGUGUAACCGGCCUACUUGGCGAGAUCGAUCCCGAGUACCUCAAGCGGGUACCUGGGUUUCCAAACUUCCACUUCCCGUCCGAUCAUCUGGCGUUGGUGGCAGGCUUCAGGGUGGAAAAGCGGCGAAAGAUUGAAAAGGUGGAUGCGGACUUUGGCCCUUCAAGUCGAAAGUAG